CCCUUGCUUCCUCCCACACCCCACCUAUCUUCUCUCCCUCUCUUCCUCUCUCUCAUACACAUAUUCAAGUGGUGUAGGAACAAUGGAAGCUCAAGAGGAAGUCACCAACAGCAACAUUGUAAAGGGCAAGAGAACCAAAAGACAAAGCGUUCAAUCACCAAUCCCUCAUGCUAAUUCUUCAAGCGGAGAUGGAGAUGGAGAUGGAGAUGGAUAUGAAUGUGGAGAUUUUUGUACUAAUGGAAAGAUCUUUACAAACAGGUCACCAAUCACUUCUCAAGAAUUACAAGAUAGCACCCAAGAAGAAGAAGACAUGGCUAAUUGCCUUAUUCUACUUGCUCAAGGUCAUAUUAAUAAACAUUCAUCACCAAAGCAAGACAAUAAUGAUGCUGCUGGAGUUUACAAACCCACCACCGCUGCUGUCAUCACCACCACCACCACCACCACCAACAAAUUCAAUAGUAGAAGAUUCUUAGAAACAGGGUCCCCAGGUUCCGGCAAGGCCGGAUACUAUGUAUAUGAGUGCAAGACUUGUAACCGGACGUUCCCAUCUUUCCAAGCAUUGGGUGGACAUAGGGCUAGUCAUAAGAAGCCUAAGAAUGAUGAGAAGAAGCAGUUUGCAAUAUCAUCCAAUGAAGAUGGACACUUUAGAGAUAUUUCUUCUCUUUCUCUUCAAGUGAGUCAUAAUAAUAACAAUAGAGUUAUAUAUAGCAGUAGCGGUCAAAACAAGGCCAAGAUUCAUGAGUGUUCCAUUUGUGGUGCCGAGUUCACCUCCGGUCAAGCUUUAGGCGGCCAUAUGAGGCGGCACCGGGCACCUAUAGGGGCAAAUAAUAGCACAACCUUGUCAUUAACACCAAUAGCUAUAGAAUCUGAAGAACCCAAGAAAGCAAGAAAACUACUUUCUUUGAAUUUGGAUCUCAAUCUUCCAGCACAAGAAGAUGAAAUAUUAUCCUUUGCUUCCAAGAAACAAAAACAACAGCAGCAACAACAACAAGAACAGCAACAGAAACCAUCUCUUGUCUUCUCCGGUCCUGCUUUGGUGGAUUGUCAUAACUAAUGAAGGUUUCUUUUUUGUGUUCUUUUCUAUUUUUUUUUUACUUUUUUUUUGGUUAAAUUUAUAUAAUUUCUUCCAAAUUCUUUUAAUGAAGCUUGAUCUCAAACACGGAUCAUAUAAUUUGUUUCCAAAUUCUUUUUUGUACAAUUCAAAGAAUUAAUUAUAAUUAAGAUUCUUUUCAUUCUUUCCAUUUAAUGUCUUGGUCAAAUUUAAUGUUACAUAUAUAUGAAUUUGAUGAAUACUUUAUAAAAGCUUUAGCC
This is a messenger RNA of Hevea brasiliensis (rubber tree), 1311 nucleotides long. Its product is annotated as zinc finger protein ZAT5. The record is from RefSeq and is a predicted model, not a curated record. The transcript has a single exon. Lineage: Eukaryota; Viridiplantae; Streptophyta; Magnoliopsida; Malpighiales; Euphorbiaceae. The coding region runs from base 83 to 1054 and encodes 323 amino acids.